AUGAAAAGAGUGAAUGGUAUCGUUGCGUUGUUUUGUGUUUGCACAUAUGUUUGUAUGGGUUUCUAUUUGCCUGGCUUGGCACCAGUCAAUUUUUGUGAAAAGGAAGUUGCGAAACCGUCGUGUCCAAGUAAUAUAACUCUGUACGUAAAUCGUUUGGAUAGCGACCAAAGCGUUAUUCCAUUUGAAUACCACAGUUUCGAUUUCUGUAUUGGCAGUGAAAAUGAGUCGCCAGUAGAGAAUCUUGGCCAAGUAUUAUUUGGGGAACGAAUUAGGCCUAGCCCAUAUAAACUAAAUUUCAAUGAACAAAGGCAAUGUAAGCUGUUAUGUGAAAAGAAAUACAACAAUGAUCCACUUGCGCAGAAAAAAAUGUGGUUGCUUCGGAAAGGAAUGAAAUUAAAUUACCAGCAUCACUGGAUAUUAGACAAUAUGCCGGUGACAUUCUGCUUCAUCAACCAACAAAACCAAAAUGUCUGUACAACAGGUUUUCCAAUGGGUUGUUACGUAACUAGUGAUGGUAAGCCGAAAGAUGCAUGUGUUCUAGAUUCACGUUACAGACAACCUGAUAGCUACUACAUUUUCAAUCACGUCGAUAUUCUCAUCGAGUAUCGCAACAUGAGUCAGGAUCCGAACUUUUUGGAGGAACAUGUGGGAGGUCGAAUUAUUCGCAUCAAAGUGCAGCCACGAAGCAUCAAACAUGAAGCAAACGACAAGCUUGACUGUGGAGUCACUGCAAAGCCGUUUCCUAUAAAGUCUAAUGAAAAACCUGAUAGCAUUAUCUACACAUACUCUGUUGUAUGGCAGACGACUCAGGUGAAAUGGUCAUCACGAUGGGAUUAUAUUCUAGAUUCAGUUCCACAUUCCAAUAUUCAAUGGUUCUCGAUCUUGAAUUCACUUGUUAUCGUUUUGUUCCUUUCUGGAAUGGUUGGCAUGAUUCUUCUUCGGACGCUACAUCGCGACAUCAUUCGAUAUAAUCAGCUUGAUAAUGAGGAAGAUGCCCAAGAAGAAUUUGGUUGGAAACUGGUCCAUGGUGAUGUCUUCCGUCCACCGCGAUAUGCCAUGUUUCUUUCUGUAUUUGUGGGCAGUGGAUGUCAAGUGCUCUUUAUGGUUGCGGUCACUCUUGUAUUUGCUUGUCUUGGUUUCCUGUCACCGGCAAAUCGUGGAUCUCUGAUGACCUUCGCACUCGUUCUUUACGUUGUUUUUGGUAUCGUUGCUGGUUACGUGUCUGCAAGACUUUACAAAACAAUGAAUGGCUUGGCAUGGAAAACUAAUGUAUUGAUGACCAGCUUCCUUGUUCCUGGAAUCGUGUUUGCAGUAUUCUUCGUUUCGAACUUGUUGUUGUGGGCAAAAGGCUCAUCGGCGGCAGUGCCAUUUGGCACACUUGUUGUGCUUCUAAUCCUCUGGCUUUUUGUCUCUAUUCCGCUAACAUUUAUUGGAUCCUAUUUUGGCUUCAAGAAACGUCCAAUUGAGCAUCCAGUACGCACAAAUCAAAUCCCGCGACAAGUACCAGACCAAUCACUUUACACGAAACCAAUCGCAGGAAUGUUUAUGGGUGGUAUCCUUCCGUUUGGGUGUAUUUUCAUUCAACUUUUCUUUAUUCUCAAUAGCAUUUGGGCCCAUCAAACGUAUUACAUGUUUGGUUUUCUGUUUCUUGUGUUCUUGAUUCUGUUUAUAACAUGCAGCGAAGCUACGGUACUGCUUUGCUACUUCCAUUUAUGUUCUGAGGAUUAUCAUUGGUGGUGGCGGUCAUUCUUGACUUCAGGUUUUACGGCAGUAUAUCUUUUUGUGUACUGCAUCCACUACUUUAUGGCAAAACUAACUAUAACAGGCACUGUGUCAACUAUCCUCUAUUUCUCAUAUACUUUCAUCAUUGUCUUCAUGUUCUUUUUGGCAACCGGAGCAGUUGGUUUCUUGUCAGCGUUCUUUUUCGUGGAAAAGAUAUACGGUUCUGUGAAAGUGGAUUGA
Messenger RNA from Brugia pahangi, 1962 nucleotides. NCBI's taxonomy places the organism in Eukaryota, Metazoa, Nematoda, Chromadorea, Rhabditida, Onchocercidae. The record is from the annotation of a GenBank genome assembly.